Molecule: messenger RNA, 1133 nt
Organism: Salvelinus namaycush (lake trout)
Lineage: Eukaryota; Metazoa; Chordata; Actinopteri; Salmoniformes; Salmonidae
Product: purpurin-like
Exons: 5
Coding region: 52-642 (196 amino acids)
Molecular function (GO): retinol transmembrane transporter activity; retinoid binding
Source: RefSeq, a predicted model, not a curated record
CAAAACAGAGAUCACUGAAUUUUACUCGCUGCUCAUCUUUACAAAGAAAGCAUGGGAUCCUCAAAGCUGGCUCUCCUCAUGGUCCUGAUGGCCUGCGUGGAACACACCUGGUCUGCCUCCUGCGUGGUCGACAGCUUCACAGUCAAGGAGGACUUUGAACCGAAGAGGUAUGCAGGGAAGUGGUAUGCCCUUCAGAAGAAGGACCCCGAGGGACUAUUCCUCCAGGACAACAUCUCCGCUGAGUACACCAUCGAUGAUGACGGCACUAUGACCGCCUCCUCCAAGGGACGUGUCACUCUCUUCGGGUUCUGGGUUGUGUGUGCUGACAUGGCUGCCCAGUACAGUGUUCCUAACCCCACCACCCCCGGCAAGAUGUUUAUGAACUACCAGGGGCUGGCCAGCUACCUGUCCAGUGGAGGUGACAACUACUGGGUGAUUGACACCGACUAUGACAACUAUGCCAUCACCUACGCCUGCCGUACCCUGAAGGAGGAUGGAAGCUGCGAGGAUGGUUACUCCCUGAUCUUCUCCCGUAACCCACGUGGCCUACCCCCAGCCAUCCAGCGCAUCGUCCGUGGGAAACAGGAGGAGAUCUGCAUGGCUGGCCAGUUCGAGCCUGUCCUGCAGUCCGGAGCUUGCUAAGUUGGCAGCACACCCUGUGCUCAAUUCCUUAAACAUGCUGGCAUGAGAAGAGGCGUCCAUGGCCGAUGGAUGCAUCCAUAGCAGUGCUGUAGAAAUGAAUAGACCGUGUUGCGAGGCGGGAGGGAAGAAGUCCACCUCUGCCACCCAUUGUCUCAAGGGAAAGGUUGAUCAAUUAGGUUGGUGUGUUCUGUCAAGUCAAGUGCGCGUGUUAAAAUGUAUCUUCUUUUUUUUCAACAAAUCUCUGAGUUGCAUCCAUGUUUGAUCAAGACUGCAUUUAAGCAAAAAGACCUGAGUGGGUGUGGUAUAUAUAUACCAUGGCCAAUAUACCAUGGCUAAGGGCUGUUCUUAGACACGACGCGAUGCGGAGUGCCUUGAUACAGACCUUAGCCAUGAUAAAUGGCCAUAUAUCACAAACUCCCGAGAAGCCUUAUUGCUAUUAUGAACUGGUUACCAAUGUAAUUAGAGCAGUAAAAAUAAAUGCUUUGUCAUAC